Messenger RNA from Hydractinia symbiolongicarpus, 1718 nucleotides. RefSeq lists its product as uncharacterized. NCBI's taxonomy places the organism in Eukaryota, Metazoa, Cnidaria, Hydrozoa, Anthoathecata, Hydractiniidae. Gene Ontology annotation, molecular function: phosphatidylinositol-4-phosphate binding. The coding region runs from base 395 to 1396 and encodes 333 amino acids. The record is from RefSeq and is a predicted model, not a curated record. The transcript is spliced from 3 exons.
AAAUCGAUCAUACUUUUUUUCCGUUAAUUCUAGACUAUUACUAUGGUUUAGCGUUUAACACAACUCAUAGUGGGUAACAUAACAAGAUUUGUGAAGACUUAAUCGCCGUCUAAAACAUUAUUAAAAAUCUUUACAUCCCUAAUUCUUUUAAUGAUAUUAAUGAAACAAGAUCUUCGUGGGUUGUUGACAUGAAUCAUUCGUAUUUACAAUGUACGUAAACACAAAUUUAAAAUAUGCUCGGAAGAGUCAAAAGAAGAAGCUUAAGUUACAUUAUUAUGAAGAUAGCUAAUCUUUAUCGUUCUUUUCUUAACUUUAUAUAAAUGUUAGGUUUCAUGAAUUGUUUUAAAAACAAACAAAGAAAUUGAUUGAUUGAUAAAAAAAGUAGAAAUGAACUAUGUUUUUGAUUAGUUUCCGUGACUGCUUUGAAGUGUCAAAUGAGGUCGAAAUGUUUUUUGAAGAAGAGUACGAAAUUAUAUCCGCGACGGAAUGUUCCCGAUUUAAUGGUAGUCAACUAAGCCUUGACAAUUCAGCCUCGCAUAUCGCUUCUUUCGUGGGUGCUAUAAAAUCUGUUUUAAAGAGCAAAAACUUCAAGAAAGAGCACUUCAAGCGUAGGAAACUGUACCUUUGUGAAGCAUACUGUUUGUUGUGGCAACAUUCAGGCACAGGAAAUCUGGAUGUAAAAAAGUCAAGUCAACAAAUAAAAACAGGUGCUUACGCCGCCAUUCUACUGGAUUUAUAUGCUUGUAAUAAAAUCAACUUAACAGAGAAGGAUGACAGCGACUUCAAAACACAGCUGUAUGUUGAAGUCAUUGAUCCAGAUCCAACGUUCACGUUCAUGGAUAGAGUUGUAUAUAACCAGAUAUUACAACACUAUGAGCAGAGUGGUGGAAGAGCAUGUGUGAUUGAAGAUUGGCUAUCAACUGCCGAAGAUGUAUGCUGCGUGACUGCUUCAUUAAACAACCUUGUGUCACGUGGAAUUUUAAGUCAUGCGCAGACAGGUGUUUUCGGUACUUUUCACAAGCAUCCCUUAAUAAAUAUUGGUCCUGUGCAGGAGUUACAGAGAGAGUUGAAGGGAGUUGCGUUAAAAGAAAGAAGACCAGACACGUUCAUGUUAGCAUUGAUCACAAUGUCGUUAGCAGCAGAAGAUUAUUACAGCUUUGUUGAUCCAAUACUGGAAAGUCAUUUCACAAAGAAAGAGUAUCGAGUAGCAAAAGAAAACAUUAAAAUGAUUGUAAACACCCAGGGCGUGGUUCUAAAGAGUCCAAAGUUCACUCGAAAGAAGUUUAGCGUUGAGGUACCACGUAAUAAACAUACCAAUAUGUACACUAAUCAAAGUAGUUUGUCGCCAGUCAUAUCGAGUCCUUCGAGUAACGGUGAUCAAUUUUUUUUGACGUAAGGUAGAAUUCUUGACACAAGACACAAGGACAUCGAAGCAGAUAUUUAUACCACAUUGUAGAUAGAAGACGUAUACAUAAUCUAACAGGUCUGGAGGUGGCUUUUUGAUAAAGAAACAUUUGAUAUCACCAUAUGAUAGACCAGAUUAGAUUUGAUGUCUAAGAAUGUGAGAUGUAUAUUGCAAUUCAUAUUUUUACACAUUUGUGUGCCAAUCCAGGUCCUAAAUCUAAAUAUCUAAUCUAUGUGACCUAUUCGAAUUUCAUUGUUUCAGUAAUCAAUAUUGUAAAGUAAUAGUUCUGUAGAUUAAACACAAAGCUCUACGA